Drosophila nasuta is the source of this 4257-nucleotide messenger RNA. RefSeq names its product RAS oncogene family member Rab3 (gene Rab3). Gene Ontology annotation, molecular function: GTPase activity; GTP binding. The transcript has 5 exons. The record is from RefSeq and is a predicted model, not a curated record. Lineage: Eukaryota; Metazoa; Arthropoda; Insecta; Diptera; Drosophilidae. The coding region runs from base 1035 to 1697 and encodes 220 amino acids.
UAAGAAGAAGCAGAAGAGGAAGCAAAAGAAGUAACAGCAGCUGCGCGUUUUGAAACAGUUUUCAAUGAUGAAAACGUAUACAAAAUACGAAUACAUUUGCUUAUAUUCGCCGCGCCACUAAAUUCGCCGCAAGUAACAACACACACACACAUACGCAUACAGUCCAGUUAACGGGGCAGAGACAGGAAAAUUUUUGCCUCAUUUGUGGUCCUGCGAAAGACGACGACGACGUGUACAACACACAAGAGCGAAAGAAAAUUCUUACUGCGAAAAGAAAACGGUGAACGGAACUAAAAAAACAACAACUGAGUAAAACACACAUUGUCCCCCCAUUCCUCGUGAGUAGCUGAAUGAAUAAUUGAAUAAAUUGCGACUCCGGGCGAGACGAAACGCGCGUUAAACUGAAUAAUUGAUUGAAUAAUCGUAAACAAGAAGCGCAAAUUUGCAAACAGCAGGCAACGAGCAGAGCAGAGCGAAGCAGCCAGCCAGCCAGUCAGUCAGUCAGUCAUUCACUCAAUCAGUCAGCAGAGACUCUAACCCAGUGCCAAGGCUAAAACUUCCCCUGAGCUCUGCACGCCACCAGCCCAAAAAAAAAAACGAGUAUAAAAAGAAAAGUCAGUGCAAAAAAAAAAACAAGAAAAACAGUUAAAAGAGCGAAACGAGCGAGAAAAAAGUAACUCAGCGUCACAUUAUCGAUUUGUGUAUAUGUGUGAAAAAUAACAGAAAAGCGCUUACACCCACGCACACCAACAAAACACUCGAACACAACUACACACAGUCAGAGCCCGCAUACGUCAACAAAAACAACAGCAGCAGCAGCAACGACAGUUGGUCACAAGGAGAAGCAGCAGCAGCAGCAGCAGCAGCACUUAAGGAAUUACCCCAGGAUCUUCUACUAGCUUCCGGCGCAAUUCAAGCUUGAAGACAACAACAAAUACCUACACACAUACACACACACACAUACAGUGCUGUAGUUGCAACAACAACACAGACGCAAGAACCGACGCAACCUCAAGACUAAGUCACACAAAACAAUGGCUGGCGGUGGUGAUCCCAAAUGGCAAAAGGAUGCGGCCGAUCAGAAUUUUGAUUACAUGUUCAAGCUGCUCAUCAUUGGCAACUCGAGCGUCGGCAAGACUAGCUUCCUCUUUCGCUACGCAGACGAUAGCUUCACAUCGGCCUUUGUGUCCACCGUGGGCAUUGACUUCAAGGUCAAGACUGUAUUUCGCCACGACAAGCGUGUGAAGCUGCAAAUUUGGGAUACAGCUGGCCAAGAGCGUUACCGCACCAUUACCACAGCCUACUACCGCGGCGCCAUGGGUUUCAUUCUGAUGUAUGAUGUCACCAACGAGGACAGCUUCAACUCUGUGCAGGACUGGGUGACACAGAUUAAAACGUAUUCGUGGGACAACGCUCAGGUCAUACUGGUGGGCAACAAAUGCGACAUGGAGGAUCAGCGUGUGAUUAGCUUCGAGCGUGGACGCCAAUUGGCCGAUCAACUGGGCGUUGAAUUCUUUGAGACAUCGGCCAAGGAGAAUGUGAAUGUAAAGGCUGUCUUUGAGCGUUUGGUGGAUAUUAUAUGCGACAAGAUGUCCGAGAGUCUCGAUGCAGAUCCAACGUUAGUUGGUGGCUCACAGAAGGGACAACGCUUGACGGAUCAGCCGCAGGGCACGCCCAAUGCCAAUUGUAAUUGUUAAACAGAGCUGUUGUUGUAGACAACUAACUAGCCUAACAUACACACCCACACCCACACCCAGACAUACACACACACACGUAUACACAAGCAUACACGCAUUCCACACACAGUUACAAUUUUGAAGUUAGCAAAGUUUAGAGAAAGGCAUCGUCAGAUGAAGAUAGAAGAUGCUCGAGAAAAGACAUAAGUAAUACCCGUAUAUAGAACUUACAUAUGUAUUAUUAUUAUUAUUAUAUAUGAAUACAUGUAUACAUUGUAUUUAUACAACUAAUUUCCGUUAGUCGGUCGCUCCGUGUAAAUGUCAAUGUUAAUGUGCAUGAAUAUUAUCAAUGUUUCCAUUUGUUGAGAUUUAUAUUCAGAAAGCGAAAAACCAAAAUGAAAAAUGAAAAAUGAUAAUGAACAAAACAUAACGAGAUAACGCAAAGCUGUUUGUUUGUUCAAUGUGCUUUUGGGCAAUUGCUAAUUUUGUCAAUGUGUUGUGUGUAAAUUGAUAAACAAUUACGAUUACGAUAAAAGUAAAAACGAUUAACGAUAACAAUAACUCAUGUACAUGUGCUGAAUUGAGUUUGGCACUUAUUAAAUCUGCACAUAUUUUGUGCUAUUUUCCUCAAUUUCCCAACUCAACUCAACUUAACUCCUUCUUCUUCGCUCCGCUGAACAGUAUUCAUGAGAAUUGCGACUCUCUUGGCGAUUUUAGCUAUUUUUAUUGUACAUAUGCUGGCAGCAAUUUUUACAGUUACUAGUCAGAAAGAUACAAAUUGAAAUGAAAAGUUUCCUUUUCCCGUUCAAAUGAAAAGAAAAAGAAAAUUUGCAAAAAAGGGCAAAAACGCACAAAAGGCUAGCGAAUUGGUGAAAUUAACUUAAAUAUAAAUUUAAUGAAUGAUCUAUUUAUGAUUAUCCAUCAACUGCACACACACACACACACACACAUACACAUACAUAGGCGUUGUAUAUGCAUCAGCGAGUUCUAGUCAAGAAAAAAGAAAGUCAUUAUUAUUAUAAUUAUGAUUAUGAUUAUCAUGUAUGUAUGUAUUUAUGUAGUAAAAUGAACAUUUGAAUGUGUUGCGUAUUAUAAAUGAAUAAAAUAUACCUAUUAUAUAUAUAUAUACACAUACAUAUAUUAAAAUUACAAAUUAUACCAAUACCAUAUACCACAUACAUACAUAUAUAAAGGCAAUUACCGUAUCCACAGCUAAGCAAAAUUCCUUUUUCGAAAUCCUUGUAUAAAGAUGGCAUCAAAUUUUACAAAUUAUUUCCAUUAGUUUCCUAUCGAGCAAUUGGAUCAUCUUUACUUAACGCACAAUGUUCCUUUUUGUUUUGCUGUUUUUGCUACUAAACAAUUGACACUUAACCCACCGUGCGAUACUUAACUGCACAGUGCAACAAAAUCAAUGACAAAUCGGUGCAUUUAAUUUGACUAAACUUUCUCGAUCUUUUGAUAUGCACAACCAAGAAAUGAAUGUUUCGUUCAACUUCGAUUUUAUUUACAAAAUAAUAAACUAAAUGCCAGCUGACUUUGAGAUAAUUAUUAAUAAUAAUUAUAUAUACACAAACAUACAUACAUACAUUGAUACAUGCUCUUAUAUGAGCAUGUAUUUUUUGUAUAGCUAAACAAAAAUGCUGAAGAAAAAAUAUACUUGAAAGAUUUGCAGAGUUUCACUUGAAAAUAUUAAUUAAAAGGCAUAUCGCUGUAUUAUAAAUACCUCCCAUUCCCGCUACCCCCGCAAUCCCCGCAAUCCCCGAUGCACAACGAGCAGAAGCAUAGCAAACGUAUCUGACAGAUACAACGUUUUGAGAUACAAGAUACAAAUUGAAUUUAAAGAUUGGAGUGUAUUAAGUUUGUUCCGAAUUGGGAGUAUUAUAACAUAUAUAACAUACAUAUAGAGAAAGGGAAAAUGCCUUAGAGAGAACACGGCUUGGCAUUUCGUACUGUUUGUAAUGUAAGCAUAACAAUUGCAUUAUACGAUAUAUAACAUAUAUAUAAAUUGAAUAUAUAUUUAUAUAUAUCUGUGUAUCUCUUAUACGAUUAUUGUAUAUGGAUUUGCUUCUAACAUUGUUAAAACACAAAAUGAAUCUCAUAAAUAAAACUGAAUUUGCGCUACAUUGUUGUCAUUUGAAUAAAUACUUAUUAUGAAAGCAAAUGAAAUGAGCUCAAAAGCAUCAUUUAUACUUAGCCGUGGUGUAAUCAAGCUAAAUUCAAUUUCAAUAAAAAAAUAAUUCACUAAAAAUUAUAAUAGAGCGAAGAUAUAUAGAAAUAUAAUUCAGGAGAUUACAAUAACCCAAUUAGAAAUUGCAUUAUUUAUGGAUGAAUCGUUUUAAAGUAAUUAAGUAAAAACAAUAUUUAGUGCAUAUACACACACUAACACACCCACACGAACACACACAUACUUACUUCGAUUAUAUUUAAACAGACACACACGCAAAUACAAAUGUAUUGAGUUUAAUCCAAACCAAAAACAAAAAAAGAAGAAAGAAAAUAUAGCAAAGAUAUAAUAAUAAUAAUAAUUAUAAUAGCAACAAUAAUAAUAUGAAAUUAUUAACAUGAAUAAACGUAACAAUUC